AUGCUGAACCAAUUCUUUCGGAUUCCUUUGAGUCAGGAGGUGUCGGUCUCGGUCGAACCAAUACUGUUUGACACUGGGCCCAAUGUGCGUAAUUAUAAACCUGAGCGUCGUCUGUGUUACUACAACCAUGAGCGUUACUUGCGUUACUUUAAAGUGUACUCCAAGUAUAACUGCGACAUUGAGUGUCUCUCGAACUAUACCCUCAACAUGUGCGGUUGUGUUCCGUUCCCAUUGCCCCGUACGAAGGAUGUUCGGAUUUGCGGUCUGGGAAAGGCGAGCUGUACCGAUAAAGCACUUUCAGUAUUGGAAGAGAUGGACCUGCUGCAUGAGCUUAAUAUGACGGAUAACUUCCUGGAGCAUUGCCAUUGUCUGCCGGCAUGCAAUGCACUGUUUUACAAUACGGAGAUAUCACAGGCCAUGUUCGACUGGAGAAAACUAGCUGAGAGUAUUCAUAUUAUCGCUAAUGUUACCAAUGCAACUGAGCUGUCCUAUCUGUCGAUUCACUUUAAGGUGUCCCGUUUUAUACCCAUUAAACGAAGUGAGCUGUUCGGAAUAAGCGAUUUCCUAGCCAACUGUGGUGGCGUUCUCGGACUCUUUAUGGGCGUUAGCAUACUUAGCAUCGUUGAGAUCGUGUACUAUUGCACGUUGAAACCGAUCAUGGCACGCACUAGAGCAAAUGCCCGUGCCGACACUGCCCAAGUGAUCACACCGACGUUAAUUUUCCCGCCGAAAGAAUACGGACCAGUCGUUGGAACUCGUCUGCGGAAAGCUUCCAACAAGUGGUAA
This is a messenger RNA of Anopheles funestus (African malaria mosquito), 786 nucleotides long. Its product is annotated as pickpocket protein 28-like. Gene Ontology annotation, cellular component: membrane. The record is from RefSeq and is a predicted model, not a curated record. Bases 1 to 786 code for a protein of 261 amino acids. Lineage: Eukaryota; Metazoa; Arthropoda; Insecta; Diptera; Culicidae. Gene Ontology annotation, molecular function: ligand-gated sodium channel activity. Gene Ontology annotation, biological process: sodium ion transmembrane transport. The transcript has 2 exons.